AUGCCGGCUGUGAGACCACGGCACUGGCCGUUUUCUGAGACCUUGCCAGCACGCGCCCCAUCUCAGCGAGCUGUCAGCGGCUGCAAAUACAGAGUCCCCAUUUCGGAUUUCGCCACGCAGCGCAAACCGGCAGACCACCUGACAAUGCUUGCAGACAACAUAGACACAGCGUUGGCCCGGCAGAUCGUAUUCCGGUGCUCGGUACCAUACUGCGAGCGAUCACUUGGCGACAGCUUUUCGCUAGCUGAGCACCUGAAGAAGCACGCGGGUGAAAAGCGCCACAUUUGCCCGGUGCGCACUUGUGGCCGCCGCUUCAGCACUCCUGGCAACUUGUCCCGCCACAAGCGCCUGCACGGACCAGUCAGACCGCUCGAAUGCCCCGUGGCCGGCUGCAUCUGCACGUUCCGAAGCGAGAACAAGCUCUCCAAGCACAUGAAGUUUCACCUGGGUAGCCCUGUGCACGUGUGCUCAUCGCCUGGCUGUGGAAAGACCUUCAGUACGGCCGGCAACCUCAACCGCCAUAUUAAAGGCCACCACCCGGAGCUAGAUGCGCGGAAGACCAAGCUCAUCGCCGCCAACAUGACGCUGUUGCCGGUCCUGGACCAGUCAUACGACAGUCCGACGGGCUCGGAUGAGUUGUUGCAGCCUGGUUUGGCGCAGAACCCAAUGAUGAUUCAGAUGCGAGUACCAGCAUCUCCCGCCUCGAGCGUGUCAACGAUAGAUGUGGCUAUUUGUAGCCCGGCACCGAGCUCUUCUUGCGCGUCACCUGGCGCGUCUCCAAUGACCCCAUUGGAUAUCGCUAUGGACCCAGAGCAACUUGACGAGCUCGUAUCCAUCUUGGAUGAGUUCGUUAAGGUCGAUGAUGCGGCGAGCUUGGAGGUAUUACCAACCGAUAGCUUCGUUAAUGAGCUUCAGACAAUGCAACCGAGCGUGUUAGACGAUAUGAUCCGGUUCCACAUCGACCAUCUGCAGAUGUAA
This is a messenger RNA of Phytophthora infestans T30-4, 978 nucleotides long. RefSeq lists its product as uncharacterized. The record is from RefSeq and is a predicted model, not a curated record. The coding region runs from base 1 to 978 and encodes 325 amino acids. Gene Ontology annotation, molecular function: DNA-binding transcription factor activity, RNA polymerase II-specific; RNA polymerase II cis-regulatory region sequence-specific DNA binding. Lineage: Eukaryota; Oomycota; Peronosporomycetes; Peronosporales; Peronosporaceae. Gene Ontology annotation, cellular component: transcription regulator complex; PcG protein complex. The transcript has a single exon. Gene Ontology annotation, biological process: regulation of transcription by RNA polymerase II.